AUGGGUGCUACAGUGGUCGCGUGCAUGCUAUGGAAGCGACUGCCGCCCAGACGGCCAGGAGAAUCUUCAGGUACCUCAGGUGCGGCCGUAACUUCCUCUGUGGCUCCGGAGGAGGAACUGAGGGCGCAGGGGGCGGGCGGAGGGGGAGGGGGAAGCUCUAGCAAAGGCGGGGAGGACAGGGGGAAGGGAAAGGGGAAGGAGGCGGCAACGAGCGAGGCGGGUGGAAGAAGAGGGAGAGGGGGGCGGGUAGGGAGUGGAGAGGUAAGGGAGGGGGAUGGGGUGGAGGAAGAAGAGGAGAGAAGGGGGGAAGAGGGGGGAGAUGAGGAGGAGGAGGAGGAUAGGCGGCAGCAGCUGCGGCGGUUAAAAAAGGAGGAGCAGCAGAGGCAGCAGCAACAGCAGCAGGAGGCGGUGCGUGCAAAGGCCGAACCGCAGCAGCAACAGCAGGUCCGGCCCGAGCCUGACGAUCCAGGCUCGGGCGGAGGCACGGGGACGUUCGACAUCCAAAAGGUGGUCAGCUUUCCCCUGAAAGUCCUUGUAGACGCCACCAACACUUUCGCCUCGGGCAACCAUCUCGGGCAGGGUACCUACGGAAUGGUGUACAAGGCGAAAUUACCCUCCGGGGACGUGGUAGCGGUGAAAAGAGCCAAGGCGGACCGGAAGCAGGAUGCAGGGAAAUUCCGAAAGGAGAUUGAGCUGUUGUCUCGGGUCAGCCAUAAGAACCUGGUGCGACUAGUGGGGUACUGCAGGGAGGGAGGCGAGCAGCUGCUUGUCUAUGAGCCACAGCCGGCCCCCGCUGAACUGGACAGAGCGCCUGCUCAUUUCAGCGGGCACGGCGCGGGGACUAGCAUACCUGCACGAGGAGAUCAACGCCACAGCCGUCCGCCACUCAACUGGACAGAAAGACUCCUCAUAGCAGCAGGCACGGCGAGAGGCCUAGCAUACCUGCACGAGGAGAUCAACGUGCCCUUCAUCCACCGGGACGUGAAGCCCAGCAACAUCAUGAUCGACCGCCACGUGGUGGCUAAGAUCGCUGAUUUCGGCACGACCAAGCCCAUGACUCCGGAAGAGCUGAGGAAGAUGUCAGUCACCAUCCAAGGCACCGCUGGCUACUGCGACCCGGACUAUCUGCGCACGGGGCACUCCUCGAAGCGCAUCGACGUGUACUCGCUCGGCAUCGUGCUACUUGAACUGCUCACCGGCAAGGGGCCGCACAAAGUCAACCGCCCCUACCGAUUCGAUGUGAAGGAUCGGUUUGACAGAGGGGGUUUACCAUCCAUAGUGGACCCAACCAUGGGCCUUUACCCUGCAGACGAGCUGCACCACGUGUUCGACCUCGCCCUUCGCUGCACCGACAUCCAGAACCCUGCCGCCCGCCCCUCUAUGUCCCGAGUUGUGGCUGAGCUAGAGGCUGUUCUUGAGCCGGAGGCGAUUUCGCGCUUCAUUUCCUCCGGACCUCCGUCCCACGGCUCGGCGGACUUCCGUACCGCGCCGUCAGGCUCGGGAGCUGGUUCGGGUGGGGCGGGGCUGACGCGGUUUGCGGGAACUGGGAAGCAGGUGGGGCAGGGUGGUGGAGAAGGGGAGGCAGGUUCGGUGGCGGCAGGCUCGGGGGUAGCAGGUAUGGCAGUGGGAGGUACGGCAGGUGCAGCAUUGGCUGCAGCAAUCAGUUCUGCCUCUCCCUCUCGUGCUGAUGAUGCUGAACCUCCUAACUCUCCCAACCGCUCUCAGCCGCAACCUACCCCUCAUUCUGAUGCGCCUCUCCCUCCUCCCUCCUCGAAAAGAACGCCGGGACCCCCAGCAUACAAGGGCAGAGCAGCAGGGGCAGCAGGAGCAGCAGCAGGAGCUGCUGAAGCUACUGGUGGGGAUAUUCGGGGUGUGAGAGAUAGAGACCAUGAUGGUGCCUAUGCUCCAACAGGCCAAAUUGAUCCAAGAAGCACUGGCAGAGCUUAUGUUGUGAGUCCUGAUGUAGGCAUGCAGAUGAAACCUGCACCAGUUGCCGCUUUCCGAGGGGUAUCGGCUGCAGCGGGGAUAGGAGCAACCGGAGCGGGUGUGGCUGGUGGAAACGCAGGUGGAAUUGGUGGUGGCAGUGGUGUUGUUGCUCCAUCUGGUCAAGACUACAGAUCGGGAGAGAGAUUUGUGGAGGGAGGAGGUGGAGAUGGAGGUGAGAGGGAUGGAGAGGGGUUUGAGGAGGGUUUGGAUGGGUCGUUUGAUUCUAGCGGGUUUGAUCGCAGCGGGGUGUUCAGUUAUGGAGCCAUGCCGCCGGCUUAG
Closterium sp. Naga37s-1 is the source of this 2265-nucleotide messenger RNA. Lineage: Eukaryota; Viridiplantae; Streptophyta; Zygnematophyceae; Desmidiales; Closteriaceae. The record is from the annotation of a GenBank genome assembly.